This is a messenger RNA of Asterias rubens (European starfish), 3896 nucleotides long. RefSeq names its product ornithine aminotransferase, mitochondrial-like. Lineage: Eukaryota; Metazoa; Echinodermata; Asteroidea; Forcipulatida; Asteriidae. The coding region runs from base 124 to 1422 and encodes 432 amino acids. Gene Ontology annotation, molecular function: L-ornithine transaminase activity; identical protein binding; pyridoxal phosphate binding. The record is from RefSeq and is a predicted model, not a curated record. Gene Ontology annotation, cellular component: cytoplasm. The transcript has 9 exons.
UUUAGUAAAAAAAAGUGAAAAAAGAGAGACGUCGUACUCGACUCGUAGCAAACAAAAAGUGACACGUGAUUUCAUCAUUAUUUUCACCCUGGUCAGCACAUUAUAUUCAAACUACACUCCACCAUGCUGUCCAGAUUGUGUUCACGCUUGCUUCAUGUACCAGGGGUCACCUCAGCAUCGGGGGUCAGGCUUCAGAGUGCUGUAGCGUCAGUCAGUGCCCAACAGGUGUUUGAUAGAGAGCAGAAAUAUGGCGCUCAUAAUUACCAACCUUUACCGGUUGCAUUGAAAGAAGGCAAAGGAGUGUUUGUAUGGGACGUGGAAGGCAAACGCUACUUUGAUUUCUUGAGCGCCUACAGUGCGGUUAACCAGGGUCACUGUCAUCCCAAGAUCAUCAGCGCCCUUCAAGAACAGGCCGGAGUACUCACUCUGACAUCGAGGGCGUUCUACGCUGAUGUAUUGGGUGAAUACGAAGAGUUUGUCACAACACUCUUCGGAUAUGACAAGGUUCUGCCAAUGAACACAGGUGUGGAAGCAGGGGAAACAGCCUGUAAGUUGGCCAGGAAAUGGGGUUACACUGUCAAGGGUGUGCCAAACAACAAGGCUAAGAUCAUCUUUGCCGAUGGUAACUUCUGGGGCCGCACCCUGGCUGCCAUAUCCAGCUCUACAGAUCCUAGUAGCUACGAGGGCUUUGGUCCGUACAUGCCUGGCUUUGGUCUCAUUCCAUAUAAUGACCUCGGAGCUCUUGAGAAAGAAGUACAAGAUCCGAAUGUAGUAGCGUUCAUGGUGGAGCCGAUUCAAGGAGAGGCCGGUGUGGUGGUGCCAGAUCCUGGUUAUCUGCGAGGCGUGCAAGAAAUCUGCAACAAGCACAAUGUUCUAUUCAUAGCAGAUGAGGUACAAACCGGACUGUGUAGGACAGGAAAACGAUUGUGUGUAGAUCAUGAUAACGUGCGUCCAGACAUGGUGCUACUUGGCAAGGCACUGUCUGGUGGAGUUUACCCGGUAUCAGCCGUUCUUGCUGAUGAUGAAGUGAUGCUAUCCAUCAAGCCAGGAGAGCAUGGAUCGACGUACGGGGGUAACCCGUUAGCUUGCAAAGUGGCUAUCGCAGCACUCAAGGUCCUGGAGGAAGAGAAGCUGUCCGAACGAGCGGAGCAUCUUGGCCAGAUCUUGAGAAGUGAACUGGGCAAACUGGAUAAGGACAUUGUGACGUUGGUUAGAGGCAAGGGGCUUCUUAAUGCCAUUGUCAUCAAAGAGACAAAAGAUUUUGAUGCUUGGCAGGUGUGCUUGAAGCUGCGUGAUAACGGACUUCUUGCCAAACCAACUCACGGCGACAUCAUCAGGUUCGCUCCGCCGUUGGUCCUAACAGAGGAGCACCUCGGAGAGUGUCUGGACAUCAUCAAGACAACAAUCAUGUCCUUUAAGUAAACGCAAAUCAGACAGGAUAACUACCUAAGAUGAUGAUCAUGUGAGUAGUCCUUGCUUUCAAAGAUCAAAGAGAAAGAUACAGUAUUUUUAUUAAUUUUUCAGAGACAGAUUUUACCUCGUUGCUGCGGUAAUGUUAGAUACAUGUAUCGUCACUGAUAUUGAUAUCCUCAACUUGAUCACAGCAGGUGGAAAGAUUCCGUCAUUUCCCGAAUUGCAGAGUUUUUAUGGAACUGAAAAUCAUGUUGCAAUAAAUCUUCACGUAACUAAAUCAAUUAACUUAGUCACAAUAGGGUCGGAGAUAGUGAGGUAGUUCUUGGAUUGUGUCUGGCCAUCCAGUGUAGAUCACCUGGUAUAGUGUACUAAGAACCGGAUCUCAAGUGGUUUUGGUCUUCAGUUGGUCUUGCUUUGUUUGCCCAAAGUAGACAAGAUCAUCUCAUGUUCCAAGUUUCUGAAAUUGAAAAACUUUUGUUUUAAGCCUCCUACUGUCUGACGAUUAGAUCGUAUGGUUUUGAAGGGUAGAUAAACAAGCCUACAUGUAUGUCAGCCUGCAUGCAAUAAUGAUAAUUAUUGUUGAAUGCAUCUUUGCAGUACACAGUGACCCCUCCUACUCUCUCACCAUUAAUGCUCGUCCACAUGGUUUUUAAUGGUACAUGUAAAUAAUCUGUCAGCCUGCAACAAAGAUAUAUUUUGUUUAAUGCAUUUUCACAGUACAUGGUCAACCCUCCUACUCUCUGACCAUUAAUGGGCAUCCCCAUGGUUUUAAAUGGUAGAUAAACUAUGUCAGCCUGCAACAAAUUCUAUUGUUGAAUGUAUCUUCGCAGUACACGGUGAACCCUCCUACUCUCUGACCAUUCAUGGUUUUGAAUGGUAGUCAAACUGUGUUGGGCCUGCAAUAAUGAUAUCUAUUGGAUAUGCAUCUUCACAGUUCACAGUGAACUCUCCUACUCUCUGACCAUUUUGGCCUGCAAUGUGAUAUAUAGCUAAAUGCAUUAAAUUACACAAUUCACAGAUAGUCCUGUGGGCAGUUGUUCUACUAUGCACUAAAUAUGCUAUUGAAUCUUUCAGAAUGUUUUGGUCAAGUUACGAGCAUUUUUUACGAGCAAUUUUUACGGGUUGUAAGAGUGUUGUAAUAAUAGCUACCAGAAAAAUAUGUUUUGCCUAAUAUUGUAUCUCUCUUUUAAACACAUCAGGGUAAUUGUGUAUUCUUCCAACUGUAAUAUUAAUUCCUAAUAAACUCUAUUGUUUAUAAUUUUUCAGAUUUAUUUUUCUUCCGUAGAGAUAUGUUCUCUAUUUUAUUUUAAAAGGGGAAGUCAGGGCUGAAAUAGUUUAGAUUUGUAUCUGAAUUCAGACUUCUUAAAGUCUACCUGGAACAUCUUGCUUUAAGGUCACUUUGCUGAUCCCUCGAUUAUAACCGUCCAUGUAUGGCUUCCGACUGGCACCCCAAGCAAAGCUAUUUAGGGAGACAUUUGCCAACAUUAGGGCUAGUUAGCUCAGUUGGUAGAGCAGUGGCAAAUUAAUCUAAAGGUUGGCGGUUCCAAUUCUGCAUGUUUUCUUUGUUCAAUCCCAAAUUUGUCUUUUUGUCUUUACUGAACCUUUCAGUUUUCCAUUUGGUUUAUUACUCGAUCCUUUUUGUUAACUUUUUCCAAUAUCAAAACGUUCUAGGACUUGUCUUGGGUUUUGUUUUACCAUGAGAUGUCAUCCAUUAAAUUUGCUAAUAUUUAGCGCCUGUCAAAUACAGGGAAUUUAUUAUUUUUUGUAUUGCUAUUUUCAUGUAAUAAUUAUCCAAGAGUUAAUUUUUGAGAGUUAAUUGUUACCAUGCACUUUAAACCUUUAAAAACAUGUAUUUAAUUAUCAACAGUUUGAACAAGGGUAACAAUUUCUUAGAGCUCCUUCUGCAGAAAUUAUCGCUUACAAAUUGUCUGCUUAGAUGAAAUAAGCAGGACACCAUUGACAGAUGCUAAGUGUGAAAUAGCAUUUGGGCUGGUAAUCUUUUCAUUGGAUUGACAAAGUGUACUAAACUCCACAAUAUAUAAAUUUUGGGAUUUUUUUUUUUUUUAGUAGCAUAAAAAGAGAUUCUAAUUAUAAGGAUUUUCUAUAUUUUUGUUCUCAUAGCUUGCUAUAGAAUUUUGCAAUUGUGCGGUUUUGUUGUAAUCAAAGCUGAAUAUUUGGAGAUAACUUACUUGGUAUUCACAUAUCUUUGUUUUAGUUGGCACGUUAUAACUAAACAAAUGUUUCUGUAACAUGUGCGAAAAAUCUUGUAUUUUAACAUUAUGUGCCAAUUUUGAGUUUGGUAUAACUAUAAUAUUUUUUACAAUCACAGAUUUUUCAGUCCUGGAUUUUCAAUUUCAUCUUUGAGAGAGCAAGGCUACUUCCUUUUUGCAAAAGGCACUUCCAUUGAAAAAUUAAAGGGGCACUUGUGCCAAUAUUAGGACAAUGGGGGACUGUGGCCUCCAUGUGUGUGAAUCCAGGCCUGA